UGUGUUUGUGGGUGUGUGUGUGUGUGUAUGCGUGUAUUUGCGUAUGUGUGCGUGUGUGCGCGUGUGUGUAUGUUUGUGUGUGUGUAUGUGCAGGAGAAUACUGCUGUGAGAUAGGGAAAGGGAUUGGGACAGACACCUCUCCUCCUAAACGUCUUGAUGAGCAGUAUCCUCCUAAGAGCACCUCAGUAUCAGUGAGCCCCUCUGGUGAAAUAGUGGAGGGCAGUUCAGUGACUCUGACCUGCAGCAGUGAUGCCAACCCACCAGCGCAGAGAUACACCUGGUAUAAGAAUAAUAGUGCUGUAUCCUCAGAGACAGGAGGACCAGAGGACAGUUACACCAUUAAAAACAUCACACUGCAGGAUGCAGGAGAAUACUACUGUGCGGCAGGGAAUGGGAUUGGGACAAAAAGAUCUCCUCCUAAUCGUCUUGAUGUGAAGUAUCCUCCGAAGAGCGUCUCAGUAUCAGUGAGCCCCUCUGGUGAAAUAGAGGAGGGCAGUUCAGUGACUCUGACCUGCAGCAGCGAUGCCAACCCACCAGUGAAGAGAUACACCUGGUAUCAGAAUAAUAGAACUGUCUCCUCAGAGACAGGAGGACCAGUGGACAGUUACACCAUUAAAAACAUCACACUGCAGGAUGCAGGAGAAUACUACUGUGAGGCAGGGAAUGGGAUUGGGACAAACAGAUCUCCUCCUAAACGUCUUGAUGUGCAGUCUGCUCUACAGGUCACAGUGCAAGGAGGUCAGUCACUGAUCGCGGCUGCAGCUGUGGGAGUCGCUGAAAUUUUGGCUCUUGUGUUUCUGUGUGUGUGCCUGAGGAGGAGAAAAUCAACAAAUGAGACAGAAGGGGACAGGCAGGUGAGUUAA
Molecule: messenger RNA, 863 nt
Organism: Anguilla rostrata (American eel)
Lineage: Eukaryota; Metazoa; Chordata; Actinopteri; Anguilliformes; Anguillidae
Product: B-cell receptor CD22-like
Exons: 5
Biological process (GO): cell-cell adhesion
Cellular component (GO): membrane
Source: RefSeq, a predicted model, not a curated record